Molecule: messenger RNA, 3360 nt
Organism: Talpa occidentalis (Iberian mole)
Lineage: Eukaryota; Metazoa; Chordata; Mammalia; Eulipotyphla; Talpidae
Gene: SLC29A3
Product: solute carrier family 29 member 3
Exons: 7
Coding region: 357-1796 (479 amino acids)
Biological process (GO): nucleoside transmembrane transport
Cellular component (GO): Golgi apparatus; plasma membrane
Molecular function (GO): nucleoside transmembrane transporter activity
Source: RefSeq, a predicted model, not a curated record
AGGCCGGGGAGGCAGCCGGGUCGGCGGCGACGCGGCGCGACAAUUCUUUUCUCUCUUCCUGGAUUUCCUGAAGCUAAAGGUCACCACCUGGAUACGGGAACCUGAUAUGGCAACUCAGCCCAAGUUUCUAGAAGGCUGCUGACUCUUGGGGAGCCUGAGGCUGGGGGUGUGCGCCUCCCCAAGGCCGAUUCGGCCAUCGCCUCGGGAAAGUUCUGUUUCCUGGCAAUGCUUUCCCACCCGUUCACUUCUCCAGCUCCUGCCCCCAUUUCACAGAUGAGGAAAGGAAGACCUGAGGGGAGACUGACUUAGGUCAGCUCUGAAACUUCCUUGGGACCAGCACCCAGUUCCCAGUGCAGAUGGUGGCAGCAGUGGCCAUUGUCUCGGAGGACAACUUUCAUCACAGUUCAAACUCCACCUACAGAACCUCAAGCAGCUCUCACCUAGCAGAUCAGGAGGCACUGCUUGAGAAGCUGCUAGACCGCCCACCGCCUGUCUUACAGAGGCCUGAGGACCGCUUCCAUGGUGCCUACAUCAUCUUCUUUAGCUUGGGCAUUGGUGGCCUACUGCCAUGGAACUUCUUUGUCACUGCCAAGGAGUACUGGAUAUUCAAACUUCGCAACUGUUCCAGCCCAGCCACAGGGGAGAAACCCGAGGACUCAGACAUCCUGAACUACUUCGAGAGCUACCUUGCCAUCGCCUCCACUGUGCCCUCCGUGCUGUGCCUCAUGGCAAACUUCCUGCUCAUCAACAGGGUUCCCAUUCAUGUCCGAGUUUUGGCCUCACUGACCGUCAUGCUGACCAUCUUCGUGGUGAUGACCGUGCUGGUGAAAGUGGAUACCUCCUCCUGGACCCGAGGUUUCUUUGUUGUCACCAUCGUCUGCAUGGUGAUCAUCAGUGGCACCUCCACCAUCUUCAACAGCAGCGUCUUUGGAAUGACCGGUUCCUUCCCUAUGAGGAAUUCCCAGGCCCUGAUAUCAGGAGGAGCCAUGGGAGGGACCAUCAGUGCAGUGGCCGCGCUGGUGGACCUGGCGGCAUCCAAUGAUGUGACGAACAGCGCCCUGGCCUUCUUCCUGACUGCAGAUGUCUUCCUGGGGCUCUGCAUCAUGCUCUACCUGCUGCUGCCCCGGCUGGAGUACGCCAGGUACUACAUGAGACCUAUGAAGCCAGCCCAGGUGGUUUCUAAUGAAGAGCAGCUGCCUCAAGACACCCCCAAUGCCCCAUUGUUGGCUCCUGGAUCCAGUGACUCCCCGACACCCCCCCUCUGCUUCAUCCUGAAGAAGACGGCUGGCCUGGGCUUCUGCAUUAUCUACCUCUUCCUCAUCACCAGCCUGAUCUUCCCCGCCAUCUCCACCAACAUCGAGUCCCUCAACAAGGACUCGGGCUCACUGUGGACCACCAAGUUCUUUGUGCCCCUCACUACCUUCCUCUUGUACAACUUUGCUGACCUGUGUGGCCGGCAGAUCACAGCCUGGAUCCAGGUGCCAGGGCCCAAAAGUAAGGUGCUUCCUGGUGUGGUGCUCCUCCGAACAUUCCUAGUCCCCCUCUUCGUGUUCUGCAACUACCAGCCCCGCGUCCACCUGCAGACAGUGGUCUUCCAGUCCGACGUCUACCCUGUGCUCUUCACCUCCCUCCUGGGGCUCAGCAAUGGCUACCUCAGCACCCUGGCUCUCAUCUACGGCCCCAAGAUUGUGUCCCGGGAACUGGCUGAGGCCACGGGCGUGGUCAUGUCCUUUUACACAUGCUUGGGCUUGGUGCUGGGCUCAGCCGGCUCUGCCCUGCUGGUGCACCUCAUCUAGGAGGGAAGGUGGCAAGAACAACUGUCUGCAGGGCCAAUGGGAGCCUCAGCAGCAAGGCUGGGUGUGGAGAACACACUCAGGCAUGGCCUCUCCUGAGGGCUGGUGACCAUACCACUCUCUCCAUGCCAGGCACAGACACUGUAACAGAACCGGAAUUGUUUGAGGACCUUGAAACAUUGGAAGAAGACAUAAUUACAACAGUUACCCAGUCGAAGUGUGGGAGUAGGGAAGGGGAGAGGGAUGGAGCGCUCCAUUGGCUAACUGGUUAACACUGUUUCUUCAUAGCCUCUUUGGAAAGUGUUGCAGUGUUCCUCCAAGUUGUUAUAUCGCAAGUGCCAAAACCCAGUACAGGCCUUUGCUGUCUCCCAGCCUUGCUUUUUCCAGCUGAGAGCAGCGUGUGAGGGUUCUCAGCACUCCCAUCCAUAGAGGGUCCCCCUGGAAUGGAAACUGCCCAGGCCCAAGACUCCAGCCUGUGCAGACCUCUGCUUUCUAUGGAUGAGCACCUGACCCCUCAGACUGGAACCCCAGAAGGACAAGCUUUCCAGAAACCCUUCAUUCCCUAAGCCUGGGCUGCAGAGGGCCUGUUACUGUUACUAGGAGCUUGCCAGGCCUGAGGUUCCAACAAGGAUCCUUAAAGUGGUCUGGGGCCCUGAUCAGGGUGGGGCUUUUUAAUGUCCACAUUUACAACAUGCCGAGGCCAUUGGUUCCUGGGCAUAAUAAAUAUGAAAGCCUUGUUGGUAUAUGUAUUAGGGUCUUGGCGGGAAAUGGCCUCAUCAAAUUGGGUAAUUCGAGGAUAAUUGAAAAGUGGGUGUCGGAACCCUAGGGGGGUGUGCAUUAUUUCACAGAACUAGUAAUGUCAAGAUCAUUCGCCAGCCUGAAGGGACAAGGGGGCAUAUCCAGCCUGCAUAAGCACGGGAGGUCUGUUUCCUUCUUCCUCCCUCCCUCUGAGCUCCUCCAGGCCCUGUGAAGUGAGCCACAGUCAGGAGCAGGCAGGGAGGAUGGAAAGGACUUGAGGGGCAGAGGUGUGGAGAGAGGGGCUGCCAGCCCCAUCACGUUCAUGGGUUUUUUGUGAUGAAAUCGGUUUCAGUCUGUCCCGGUUUGUUUUGGGUAGUCAUAUAUUUUGAAGCUGGUGUUUCAUAAGGUGAACCUCAGCUCUGUGGCCCCCACAGGUCGCUUGACAUGAUUAGUAAUUUAUAUGUUUUCAUGUUCCUUCAAGGCUUCUGCAAGGUUGUUUCUUGGGGGAGCAGGGUGGCUUAGGGCUCAGAGAGAAAGCAACUAGAUCAGACCAGGUGUUCUCAAGAGUCGUGCAGGAAGAACAGAGCUUGCCCCCCAGAAGUGGCAACCCCAGAGCCAUAAAUCAAGCCGCUCUUCUGAUGCACAUGGGCUCCACGGCGUCCUGCAGACAGCUGAUUAAGCCAGUAAUCCACCCGGUGGCGGCAGCUUAUGUCCCCCACCGUCACAGACUAGUACACCCUCCCGCUUUGGCCAGAGAAUUGAACGGGACACCUUUGAAAGAUAUCCUGAAACUUGAUACUUAUAAAUAAGUAAAUAAAUUUAAAUGAAU